AUGCUAACAAGAGGAAAAGUUAUUGUAUUAAUUUUUUUAUUUUCAACAAUUAUCUGGAUAAAUGUGUAUGACAAAUAUAAAAACUCAAAUUCCUUAAUUAAAUGGAUUUAUAUUCCGUUGUAUUUAAUUACUAUAUUAGCAAUUUAUGCCAUUAUAUGUAUAUCUAUAAAUCUUUAUAAUUUUAAUAACAUUCCUAAUGGACAUGAGGAAUUAUUAAAAGAAUUAAGUCAUAUUAAAAAUGAAUUGGAAAAAAAAAAUUUUACUUUUGAUUAA
Molecule: messenger RNA, 273 nt
Organism: Plasmodium gallinaceum
Lineage: Eukaryota; Apicomplexa; Aconoidasida; Haemosporida; Plasmodiidae
Gene: DPM3
Product: dolichol-phosphate mannosyltransferase subunit 3, putative
Exons: 3
Coding region: 1-273 (90 amino acids)
Source: RefSeq, a predicted model, not a curated record